AUGGCCGCCGUGCAACCUACUGUCCACAAUGUUGGCAUCAUCAUGAACGGCGUCACGGGCCGCAUGGGUACAAACCAGCAUCUGAUUCGCUCCAUCUGCGCCAUCCGCAAAGAGGGUGGCAUCAAGCUCUCCGAUGGGUCUGUCAUCAUGCCCGACCCAGUCCUCGUCGGACGCAACGCGCUCAAGCUGCAGGAGCUCUGCAACAGCCACAGCAUCGCGAAGUUCUCGACCGACCUCGACGCAUGCCUAGACGACGAGAACAACAUCAUAUACUUUGACGCCCAAACCACCGGCCGCCGCGCCGACGCUGUCAAAAAGGCCAUCGCCAAGGGCAAGCACAUCUAUUGCGAGAAGCCGACGGCCGUGUCCUCCGAGGCAGCCCUCGACCUGUACAAGACCGCCAAGGCCGCUGGUGUGAAGAAUGGCGUCGUCCAGGACAAGCUCUGGCUUCCGGGUCUCGUGAAGCUGCGCACGUUGAUCAACAGCGGCUUCUUUGGCGAGAUCCUGUCUGUCCGGGGCGAGUUCGGCUACUGGGUCUUCGACGGGAUGGGCCCCGUCCUCCCGCAGCGCCCGAGCUGGAACUACCGCAAGGAGGACGACGGCGGCAUCAUCAGCGACAUGCUCUGCCAUUGGCAGUAUGUGAUCCAGAAUCUGUUUGGCGACAUCGAGUCCCUGACCUGCAAAGGCGCCACGCACAUCAAGGAGCGCAAGGACGAGCAGCGCAAGACGUACAAGUGCACGGCCGACGACGCCGCAUAUGCCACGUUUGAGCUGACUAACGGCGUCGUCGUCCACUUCAACUCGUCGUGGGCUGUUAGAGUCCGCCGCGAUGAUCUUCUGACAAUCCAGGUAGAUGGGACGAAAGGGAGUGCUGUGGCCGGGCUGCGAGAUUGUGUCGCACAGCAUGAAAGCCAGACGCCGCGGCCCACCUGGAAUCCGGACAUUGAUUCGCCCAUCAAGUUUUCCGAAGGCUGGUCCCGUGUACCGGACUAUCAGACGUUUGAUAACGCGUUCAAGGUUCAAUGGGAGCUGUUCCUGCGGCACGUUAUUGCUGAUGAGCCGUGGAACCAUAGCUUGCUAGAAGGCGCGAAGGGGGUGCAGCUUACAGAACUGGCCAUUGAAAGUUGGGAGAAGCGGGCGUGGGUUGAUGUACCAAAACUGAGUGACUGA
This is a messenger RNA of Thyridium curvatum, 1170 nucleotides long. RefSeq lists its product as uncharacterized. NCBI's taxonomy places the organism in Eukaryota, Fungi, Ascomycota, Sordariomycetes, Thyridiales, Thyridiaceae. The transcript has a single exon. Gene Ontology annotation, molecular function: nucleotide binding. Bases 1 to 1170 code for a protein of 389 amino acids. The record is from RefSeq and is a predicted model, not a curated record.